CAUAGACAGAAUAAAGCCCUGCCCCAUCUCAGUCAUCCAUCAGUCAAGCAGGCUUUUGCAGCCUAUAUGCAGGCGAUGGACUGUGUGCAUCUCUGUAUGCAGCGGUUCGCACUUGGGCUUCUAGACUCUCUUAGCAGCAUGUCGCAGGUUGAGAGCCAAGGUGAGGGCGAGAAGCAUGAGAUCGAGGCCAUUCUCCAGUGCGUUAAGGAGGUACGCAUACGCGUUCACUGAUAGCACAGAAGAGGAGAAUGAGUGCAUUCCACACGACACCGUGGCAUUGUUGGUGUGGUGUGGGUGAUGUUUGCAGGACGGCGUGUACACGUUUGCGGUCAAGUGGUUCGGCUAUCCUGAGAAGGCCCGUGACACGGUGUCCUUCCAGUACUGGGAGCCUUACGUACGCACGCACGCGGCAACGACAUAGAUGGAUGGGUGCCUGCUGCUUGUUGACCUCUCUCGCCCGCCCCUCUCUGUAUGUGUGACGUAGAAGAAUGUCAAGGACCUCAAGGGCGAUCUGGGCAUCAAGCGCGAGGCGGGUCAACACACAUACGCGGCAGCAGUACUUGAUGGAUCUGCCUCACACUCGCGUGUUCCGGUGUCUGUGGCCGGUGUAUCUUUGUAUGUUUGCUUGUCGUUGGCUGGCCCUUUGUGCAGUUUCUCAUGAAGUCCAUCGCAUUUCUGUCAUCCAUCAGUCAAGCAGACCUACUACAUAUGUUGAUCUACAUAUAUGUCUACGUAGAGAACCAAAAAGGGCCUCGUAUACAGAUACAGAUAGGGAGUGAGCGACUAAUCUCAUUUACAGCACUUGCCAAUCACAUGCUUGUACUUGCUCACAAGAGCGUCCCGAAUUGCAUCCAGCUUGCCGGACGGGGUGUGCCAGUAAAAGUCCUUUUGGCACGUUUUUUUGUUGCGCUGGUGCGCCAUCUGAACGCGGUCCCUCGCCGAACCGUGCGAGCACCCUGUGUUCCUGAGAGGUGGCUCCUUGCGCUGUGUCUUGAUCACCCGGAGUGCAGCCUUGAUGGUCGUGAGCUGGACAAGAGGAUUGAUUUGUUGAUUGCUUCUGUGCACUUGUUGUCCCCGUCCUUGUCUCUCAGACGCCCGGCCCACACAACAUGAAGUACGUCUACGAGAAGAUGCACCAGUACGCCAUCGAGGACAGCAAGAAGGAGGCGGCAGACAAGGAGAAAGAGAUCAAAGAGGAGGACAAGAACUAACCAGACGAGCUACGCACGCCACAUAGCUCAACUACAG
Vitrella brassicaformis is the source of this 1248-nucleotide messenger RNA. The record is from the annotation of a GenBank genome assembly. Lineage: Eukaryota; Vitrellaceae.